ACAUGGCCUCUAGAUGAAACGUUAAACACAGAAAGGCAAAUUGUCUAAACAAAGAUAAAAAGAAAAGGGAAAACAAAUCGCCUGGGAAAAAAAAAAUGCCAUUACCUAUCUGCACAACCAACCACAUAUAGGACAUAAUAGCGACCACUUCACCAGUCUAUCGAACAGUCUAAAACCAUUCGGAAUGCCUCAGCCAGUUUUGAUUACGUAUUCUGAAAAACUUGUCCAGACCUCGGCACCCACCCAGAAGACGUUAUAGAUUCUCCGUUAUGACUGUUGAAGGCCAGGCUGCGGACCUGAAGUUUAGAAAUGUAACACAGCCGCAAUCUUCGAGAGUACUUCCCCAACUUAGAGAGAAAGAAUGGCUACCAGUGUUAAGAAAGAAACUACGUUCUAAGUUUAUUUCCAACUAUCCGCUAGCACACAUGGAAACCACGCAUGCGUCAAAGGAAACACCGACAUUGCUACCGGAAAUAAACAUAUCGCAGAAGGCCGUCCACAAGAUGACGUACAAACGGGAUCAUCUGCGACUGCCCAUACAAACGGACUACGUGUAUCCGCUGAAUGACGUCAUACAGCAGGCACCGCAUGACGGCUUCUUCUGGCUAAUGGUGUAAUUCUUAACUUGAUCUGUGGUGAAGAAAAUUAUACACAUCUUUAUGUUAUUUGAAGGGUCCAUGGGAAUUUCCUACGAUGUCCACUUCUGACAUAUUUUUCGUUUAUCUGCUCUAACGCAUAUUUAGAGUAUGUACUUUUAACUGCAAACCAAACUACUCUAAUCAGUGGCGUAGGAAGGUGUC
This is a messenger RNA of Gigantopelta aegis, 800 nucleotides long. RefSeq lists its product as uncharacterized. The transcript is spliced from 5 exons. The coding region runs from base 270 to 617 and encodes 115 amino acids. Lineage: Eukaryota; Metazoa; Mollusca; Gastropoda; Neomphalida; Peltospiridae. The record is from RefSeq and is a predicted model, not a curated record.